Messenger RNA from Hirsutella rhossiliensis, 531 nucleotides. Its product is annotated as HCNGP-like protein. Gene Ontology annotation, biological process: regulation of DNA-templated transcription. The transcript has a single exon. Bases 1 to 531 code for a protein of 176 amino acids. The record is from RefSeq and is a predicted model, not a curated record. NCBI's taxonomy places the organism in Eukaryota, Fungi, Ascomycota, Sordariomycetes, Hypocreales, Ophiocordycipitaceae. Gene Ontology annotation, cellular component: nucleus.
AUGGAAGCGUCUGCAAUGGCCGGCGACUGGUACCAAGCCGAGGGCCCGGCGUCGCCGUACUCGGCCAACCGCGCUCUCAUCCACGACCUCACCCUCCCCUCCAUCCCUAACCUCGACAUCCCCCCUUCGCCCUCGGGCUCACCGCCGCCACGCGCGAGCAAGAGUUUUGAGCAGUUUCUGGCGCUCAAGAAAAAUGGCACGCACUUCAACUCCAAGCUUGAGCAGUCGACGGCGCUGCGCAACCCAGGCGUUAUGGACAAGCUCAUGGACUUUGUGGGGCUGGACGAGCGGCAGCAGUACGAGACGACGCUGUCGCCCGAUCUGUGGAAUCCCGCAGCAUUUCCCGAGACGGCUUUUGUGGAAAAGCUGAGGAAGAGCCGGGAAAAGAUUGCCAACCAGAGGGAGGCGGACAAGGCUAGCGGCGCAAGGAGUUCGGUUGACUUUGUACCCUCGACGGCCACGAUCGAUGCCAACGCGUCGGUAGCCAGUGGUCUCUCGAGGGGAGAUAAGAGUAGGAGCAGCUGGAGGUGA